CGUUCCUUCUCCAGCGUGCCGACGACCGUUCCCGCGCCAGUUUAGCAGUUCUCGUCGCGCGCGCUGCGCGAAAUGUAACCGCGUGACCAAGCCGACCGCCCUGUGUGUUUUCAGUUACGGAACGCGAUGACUCUGUGAUCGAGCGUACGAUCGAUCGACCGCGGUCCUUGUCCGUCCUGGCGGGACCAACCGGCGCCACGCGUACGAUCAACCGUGGACCACAGUGUGAGCUUCGUUCGAGUCUUGCUGGACGUGUCUUGAUCGCAUAGCUCGUAAAGAUUGGAUCAAGGUGGAUAUCCUGGAAGGCGGUUCCUCGAAACUGUGUCACUCGCAUUUCAAGCGGUGACGGUGGCCGGUACAACACGUGUUCGAAGAAGACACUGAUGAACCUCUGGAUCUAGCGUGAAGGUAGCUAAACCUGUCGGAUGGAAUUGUUUUAUGAAGAUUCAUGGCUGGAUGUUCGAUACUUUGGGCAAGACUUCUAAUCGGUUGCUCUGAGUGAAAGAUCGUGUUGACGAAAGGUAAAGAGGAAUUUACUGAACAGGAGAAACUGUAGUGGGGAGGGGGGUUAAAGCAGGAGGUCGUGAUAUGUUCCCUUCGUCAGCGGCGAUGCUGAAAAAUCUGCAACAGAGUGCAAUGACCUCGCCCUUCUUGAUGGAGAACCUGCUCCAGAGCAAGGCGUCGCCCGGUGCCGACUUGACCAGCCUGACCUUGAACUGGGCGGCCAGCCUGGUAGCCAGACAACGCGAAAGAGAGUGCGAGGCGUCGCUGAGGAUCAGCAGGGAGAAAAUGUCUCCUUCGAACUCUAGUCAGGAGCAGCUUGAUCAACGAUCCUCCGGCGCACGUGGCAAUGAUCGACAGAACCCGGUCAUCGACUGCAGAGACCACCAAAGGGCCGCGGGCAGGAUCGAUCGUCAGAGUGAUCGUAUGCAAAUCUUGCGGGAUAAAGAAGUCGGGGAAAGAGGACAGAUCGCGUAUGUGGACGUGGAGAACGACAGGAUCGACGGGCACGUGAUCGUGGACCGUCUAUGCGCUAUGGAGAGGCUCUGCAACGAGAGGAUCGAGAACAGAUCUAGCUCGGGCAUGGACUCGUGUAACUCGAACAACGCUGAUGAAGAUCCGAAUGGUAUCGAGAUCGAGGGCGGUCUUCACGGGGAGAGGGAUAAGGACGAAGGGUUCCUGGGUGGUGAACACGUCACGAUACUGCAGCCGGAGAGACGGUACGACCUUGGAUGCAGAAACGUCAUGCACACGUCCGACGAGAUGACGAUUCAAGGGGAGAGAGAGGUGGCGGCGGUCGAGCGUGUCGCGGACAGGAUAGGCGAGAGAACGACCGCCUGCUCCUGCGGCGAUGAGCAGUGCUUAGGACCCGCGUGCAGGACCAUCCAGGAGAAGGAGAAGCCGCAGCUCAAGUUUAGCGUCAACGCUAUACUGGGCGGGAAUCAUGACAGGCGACCGCAUUCUGAGAAUUUUCAAAGUCUUCCACCAGAGGCAAUACCGGCGUUCCUCCAAAAUUUACAGAAUUCAGCGAGCUAUAACAUAGCGAAACCUAUCGCAAGACCAGCAGCUUAUCAUCCUUACCACAGGCCGAGUCAUCAGCCACCUCAGCGUCAUUUACCUCCCAAUGCACAUCAUACACUUCAACAAUUGUUCUAUAGAGGACCUUAUCUAACUGUUGCUGGCUCCGGAACCGGAGGUCAUCAUCCAGGUGCUCCGGGAGGCGGAACAGCGUUCCCAGGUGCGAUCCAAGGUGGUCUAGGUGACUUCGCCGGCACAGGCCUGGUGUUUCCAUGGGCGACAAACGCGCGAGGCAAACCUCGCAGAGGGAUGAUGCGAAGGGCAGUUUUCUCUGAUCUUCAAAGGCGUGGCCUUGAGAAGAGGUUUCAGAUACAAAAGUACAUUAGCAAGCCGGACCGUAAGAAACUCGCCGAGAAACUCGGUCUCAAGGAUUCUCAGGUGAAAAUCUGGUUCCAAAAUCGGCGAAUGAAGUGGAGGAACAGCAAGGAAAGAGAAUUACUGGCAACCGGUGGCUCGCGGGAGCAAACGCUGCCCAACAAGAACAAUCCGAAUCCAGACUUGAGCGACGCCGACGGGGACAGGCCGAGGAUGGACUUGAGCGACGUCAGCCCUCUGACAAGUCCUCAGCAGCCAGAGGAACAAACGGAGAACGAGGAGGACGAAGAGAUCAACGUCACGUGAUAGAAUCUCACGUAACGGCCGGUCGGAAACGUGUUGCUCGUUCGUCGAACGAGGAUCAAAAGAAUUCAAGAUUUAAGGAUUCGGAUACGGUGAUCGAGAUGCACCGGAGAAAAUCAAUGUAACGAAGCUUCACCUUCCUAGAUCCUAACUGGAAGAUCCUAUUGUGUUUACUCGAUGGAAAAAUCGUGGAAGAAUCCAGGUUCGUCCGUGAUAUAUUGAGGCGAAUCCGGGGUUGGUGCACAGAAUACUGUUGUUUUAAAUGAAAGGGUUUGACAAAUCGAACGUUUGUUAAACUUCCGCUGGCACUAUAGUUUUUUUAUCAACGUGGCUAGUAAUAUGGAUCUGUUAUGGUCAACCUUGAUUUUUAUUGUUGUUCUGUGAAAAUCUGAAAUAAUUCUAAGAUAACUGUGGUCUCUAAUUUAGUACACAAAUGAUACUGUAACUAAAUUUUCAUAUUGUUUUGCAAUAAAAAUUAAUAAUCGCACUGAUGUCGUGAAUAAACGAGAUUUUUCAUAAGGUUUUAAUGGUUCAUACUACCGGCGAAUUAUUAUAAUAUUAUUUAUGGUAUUCCAAAAUUCGCUUUGUUGUGACAUGUUAUGUAUGAAUGACGGAACAGUAAAAUUUUGAUUAUGCUAUCAUAGCAAAUAAUAAGGCAGGUCUAAAACAAAUGUAUCCGAUAACAGAGGUUCACUAGCUAUUGUUUUCGCAUAAUAAUUCUACUAAUUUCAAUAAUAUUGUUCAACAAAUUUUUGUUUAUGUUCCAAAAUUUACUAAACAAUUCUUGUACACUUUUGUAUACUAAAUAUGAUUCUGAAAAUCAUUGUUCUUCAUCGGGUAUAAUUUGAAUGAAAUUUAUCUAUGGAA
Messenger RNA from Nomia melanderi (Alkali bee), 3063 nucleotides. It is a transcript of the gene Dbx, whose product is annotated as homeobox protein Dbx. NCBI's taxonomy places the organism in Eukaryota, Metazoa, Arthropoda, Insecta, Hymenoptera, Halictidae. Gene Ontology annotation, molecular function: DNA-binding transcription factor activity, RNA polymerase II-specific; DNA binding. Gene Ontology annotation, biological process: regulation of transcription by RNA polymerase II. The record is from RefSeq and is a predicted model, not a curated record.